UACGGUGGUGAGUUGGCAUAUUUAUCUUCUCCUUCGACUGUAACAAAGGGAAGGACCUUAGGCAAUGGAUUCAACACCAGCGAACCUGAAAUCAUCACUUUCAGUUCCAAGUGUUCAAGAGUUAGCAUCUCAACGGCCAGAGAGAGUGCCAGCAAGGUACAUAAGAGAUCAAGAUGGGGAUGACAUCAUUGCCACCUACCCUUUUGAUCCAUCUCUUCAUGUACCCUUCAUAGACAUGGCCAAGUUGGUCAACGCAGACACACAACAACACGAGCUUCAAAAGCUUCACCUUGCAUGCAAAGACUGGGGUGUUUUUCAGUUGAUAAAUCAUGGUAUUCCAAGUACAUCUCUUAGGAAUAUGGGGAAUCAAGUUCAAAGAUUUUUUGAGCUCCCUUUACAAGAGAAGAAGAGAUGGGCACAGAGAUCAGGAAGUCUUGAAGGCUAUGGCCAAGCAUUUGUAACCUCUGCAGACCAAAAGUUGGAUUGGAAUGACAUGAUCUUCCUCAAAUGCCUCCCCAUUCAGAACAGAAAAUCGGAUUUGUGGCCUCAAAACCCUCCUGAGUUUAGGGAAACAUUAGAGAUAUAUUCUGAAGAUAUAAGGGAAGUUACAAUUUCUCUUGUGAAGUUCAUUACUAUGUCUUUGGGGCUUCAAGACACACAGAUAUCAGAAAGUUUCCGAGAAGGACUAUAUGAAAUAAGGAUGAAUUGCUACCCACCCUGUCCAGAGCCUGAAAGGGUACUUGGGAUUGUGCCCCAUGCUGACAAUUCCGGGAUCACUCUUUUGCUUGAUUGUGCUGAUUUUCCAGGGUUGCAGUUCCUCAAAGAUAAAAAAUGGGUCAAUGUUGAACCUAUAGAAGGGGCCAUUGUUGCAAACAUUGGCCAAAUUAUUGAGGUGAUGAGCAAUGGGAUAUACAAAGCACCUGAGCAUAGAGCUGUAGUAAAUAAGUUGAAGGGGAGGUUUUCAAUAGUGACAUUCUGCUAUCCAAGCCCUCACAUGGCUAUUGGACCUUCUGACAAGCUUAUAGGAGAAGGAAAUGCAGCUAUAUUCAAGAAAUUGACACAUGCAGAGUAUUUCAGCAAGUUUUUCAAUAGGGACCUUGAUGAAUUGUUUAUUGAUAGUCUGAGAGUAUGAUCAAUGAUGUGAUUUCUAUAGUGCUCUACCAACUGAGCUAUAUCGCCCCGAACCAAGUCAGUUUGCAUGUUUGCAGAUGCUGACUGAGAUUGCUCACAAGCCUCUAGAAUGAACUGAUUAUGUUUAUGAUACCAAACUCAUAACAGUAGGGCUACAGCCAGAUAGACUGUAGUUUUAGAGUUUUGUAGGCAUUCUGUACAUAUGUGCAUGGCAUUUGGAAGGAAUGAAGUCAAGGUGAAGGGCUACUUUACACGGUUUGGACACAUUUUAAGUGCACUGAUGGAUACACUGUUUGCUUUGGACUGAAUGAAAAGAUACUAUUAGCAUGGACUGAAUGAAAAAGUGUCAAUGUUUGCUUUAUGGUUCAACACGUUUUUCCAUCAAUGAAAUGGUCCUUAAAUUCAACAUAAUUCAUAUGUAAAAGAAUCAUGAAUCAAGAGCUUCUUGAUCUUGGUUAAAAUUCAUAUGGAUACUUGGUUGAUUUUUUAUAUUGACCAAGGUUGUUAUUUCUCGAUAUAUAUUGCAUUCAUUGAUUGCUUUC
Cajanus cajan (pigeon pea) is the source of this 1673-nucleotide messenger RNA. Its product is annotated as protein SRG1. Lineage: Eukaryota; Viridiplantae; Streptophyta; Magnoliopsida; Fabales; Fabaceae. The record is from RefSeq and is a predicted model, not a curated record.